UGACAUGACUGAGCUUCACCCCGCCCCACCCACCAUCAUCCUCGCUGUGAACUGUCCACUCUUUCCCCCCUUUUCUCUGUCACCUGUUUCAUUUCAUAUUAAUAAGGACCUUCAUCGUCGGUUGCGGCAACAACGGCUGUGGAGCUUUUCGCCCUUCUCCCCAACUUCCCUCGUCUUCGCUGUCUGCUCUCCGUGCCUCCCCUGUCCCUUCGCUGAUUGUCACUGUCUAACGGUGGACGGUAACCCAUAGCUGUGAGCUUCAGCGUCUCUCUGAGAUAUUUUCCUAAGUUUAGUGGUUCGGCUUUAUCUUUUAAAAUUCCUGAAGCUGCAGGAAUUCCGUCGCGUUGUUUCUUUUCCUUGAUGGAUCUCAGAGGAUGUUCUAGUUUUGGGGGAGGGUCGGUGCGGAGGGAAGGUUAAGACGGUGGGGAGGUUUGAGUCUGUAGGCAGUCGGAUUUGUAGAGUUCUAGGUAGUGAUCACAAGCGGCCAAGAUGACGGCCACUUCGGCCUUCGUCACGUCCUUGCUCACAUCUUUAAUCAUCUUCGUUGUUCUGCUUUUGUUAUUUCUGGUUCUCUCACGUCGGCCUGGAAACUUUCACGUUUAUUAUCCUCUGCGUGCGCUGCGUGGGGAAGGUCCUUAUGGGAAGAAGCGUGGGCUUUUCGCUUGGGCGAAAGAAGCCUUUCAAGCUACAGAUGAAGACAUUGUAGCUGCCGCUGGUCUUGAUGCUGUAGUCUACAUUCAUCUGUUCACCACAGCACUGGAGAUCAUAGUGCUCUCGGCAGCUUUCUGCAUUCCUAUUCUGAUACCUAUUGCAGCCACGAGUGACAACAACAAGUUUCUAGCAAGGACUCAAGCAAACUACACGUACUCAGAUUUUGACAAUCUCGGUAUGGGCAACAUCCGAGCGAGCAGCCCCAGAUUAUGGGCAUUUCUCCUGGGAGUUUACUGGGUUUCUUUUGUCACCUACUACUCGUUGUGGAAAGCUUACAAACGGGUGUUUAAUUUGCGAAACAAUCUUCAUUCUUCCGCUGUGGCGCGCCCGCAGCAGUAUGCUGUACUGGUGCGGGACAUUCCAGCCCCAGAGAAGCACCAGACACGCAGUGAGCAAGUGGAGUCCUUCUUCAGAAGAGUGCACCCCCAUACGUACGAGCGUUGUAUGGUCUUGCACGAUUUCAGCCAGGCUGAGAAGCUCUACGACGAGCGCGAGGCUGCUUCACGCAAGCUGCAGCAUGCGCAGGCAGUCUUCGAGCUAUCUAAGACUAAAGCUGGCAGCGAUGGAGUUCGUCCUAUGCACAAGACUGGCUUCCUGGGCUUGGUUGGCCCCAAGGUCGACUCCAUCGACUAUUGGACAACGAAGAUAAAUGAACUCACACCUAAGCUGGAGGAAGAACGAAGUCGAGUCGAUGAAAAAGCGAAAAAAGAUGCCGCUCUCGUUAUCUUCAAUGACCGACUAGCGGCUGCUGAGGCUGCUCAGUCCGUUCAUGCACCAUAUGCUCUCGAAUGGCAAGUGGAGCCAGCGCCUGAGCCCAGAGAGUGUAUUUGGAACAAUAUGUAUGUGCCUGCAUGGCAGCGGUCCAUCAGAAAGCCCACUGUCUACGUCAUCACGUUCCUCACAAUCGUUUUCUACAUGAUUCCUAUAAUAGCGAUUUCGGCGAUUACAACUCUUGAGAACCUGGAGAAGAUUCUUCCGUUCAUCAAGUCCAUCACCCGAAUCAGUGCUCUGAAUACAGUGUUGCAAGCUUUCUUGCCGCAACUCGCCCUUAUUAUCUUCAUGGCACUACUGCCAAAGCUCCUCCUCGCUUUGUCCAAGACCGAAGGAAUUCCCACCAAGAGUCACAUUGAGCGAGCUGCAGCAGGAAAAUAUUAUUAUUUUAUGGUAUUCAAUGUGUUCCUCGGAAUUACCAUUUUUGGUGCAGUGUUCUCAAGCUCAGCUGGAUUCAAAGAACUGAUUAACCAAUCAUCAAUCUCUGUGAGCAAGGUCGUCGAAUUGUUAGGUUCCAAGCUGCCUCCAGUUGCAACUUACUACAUCACAUUUGUUGCUCUCAAGUUCUUUGUUGGCUAUGGUUUAGAAAUUUCACGAAUCGUUCCACUUAUAAUUUUCCACAUCAAACGCAAGUAUCUCUGCAAGACUGAGCGGGAACUGGAAGAGGCCUGGGCACCAGGACCCUUCUCUUAUCACACCAGUGUUCCAGCAGACCUGCUGAUCUUAAUCGUGACUCUCUGCUACUCGGUCAUUGCUCCCAUGAUUCUCGUCUUCUCAUUCCUCUACUUCUUCAUCGGAUGGCUCGUGACGCGCAACUCGGCUUUGAAAGUUCAGGUCCCUGAGUGGGAAAGCAACGGAAGGAUGUGGCCUCACAUCCACAACCGCUUCUUGGGUUCUUUGUUGGUCUCUCAAAUCACAGCUUUGGGAUAUUUCGCGGUGCAGCAGUUUCCUUACACUGUAUUCUUGAUCUUCCUACCCAUCCUGACCUUCGGCUUCUACGUAUACUGCAAACGGAAUUUUUAUCCUUCCUUUGCAGUCGUCUCUCUGUAUGUUGCAAGCCAACCAGUUAAGGAGACGGUCUCUACGAACACCAUUGUGGAAGCAUACACACCCACUUGCUUGCUGAACAGCGAUGAGUACGAGGACGCGGAGUUUCAGGAUGCUAGAUCCGCCAUGACCUCCAGGAGUAACUCUGGCAUCACCAACUCAGGUGAUAAGACCCCAACUGGUAUUGUGUAGAAUGGUUUCAUGUAUUUUCAUACUGUCUCUACUGCCACUGCAUUCUUUGACUGUUCAGCAGAAUCUCUUCUAUCCUAGCUCUUCCAAGACUAGGUACCGUCAUGAAUGUUCUUCGGGAGAAUGGAGCCAUCCGUUGAGUGUCGGUGGCAGGCGUCAGCUCCGAUAUUUGAGUGGGAAUCGGAGUGAUUAGUGUCGGUGGGGCCAGUGUAUGGCAAGGUCAGGGCGAGUGAGGUCCUAUUUGUAACAAAACUGCUCUUGUACAAUGAUUUGAUUCUGAAAUGAAAUGAAAAGAAGUUGUGUUCUUUCAAUUCUUUGUAA
Molecule: messenger RNA, 3039 nt
Organism: Physcomitrium patens
Lineage: Eukaryota; Viridiplantae; Streptophyta; Bryopsida; Funariales; Funariaceae
Product: CSC1-like protein ERD4
Cellular component (GO): plasma membrane
Molecular function (GO): calcium-activated cation channel activity
Source: RefSeq, a predicted model, not a curated record